This is a messenger RNA of Trematomus bernacchii (emerald rockcod), 1512 nucleotides long. Its product is annotated as delta-type opioid receptor-like. Lineage: Eukaryota; Metazoa; Chordata; Actinopteri; Perciformes; Nototheniidae. Gene Ontology annotation, cellular component: membrane; neuron projection. The transcript is spliced from 4 exons. Gene Ontology annotation, molecular function: neuropeptide binding; dynorphin receptor activity. Gene Ontology annotation, biological process: neuropeptide signaling pathway; sensory perception of pain; G protein-coupled opioid receptor signaling pathway. The coding region runs from base 84 to 1211 and encodes 375 amino acids. The record is from RefSeq and is a predicted model, not a curated record.
GCAACAAAACAACCUAGGCUGAAUACGUUUUUGAAUUAUUUUAUAUUCUGUGUCCGACAAUCCGGGACAACCAAGGUGUCGAGAUGGAAAGCACUCCUGUUGAAAUAUUCAAAGAAGAGAAUAAGUGCCUAUCCACGCUGCUGGACGACUGUCCGGUGAAUUCUUCAGCCUGGGUGUCCGGAUACUCCGAGAGCCGCAAUGUGACCCGCAAUGAUAGCUGGGAGGCGGAACACAUGUCCCCCAUAAUCCCCAUCAUCACUGCGGUCUACUCCGUGGUGUUUGUGGUCAGCUUGUUGGGCAACUGCCUGGUCAUGUAUGUGAUCAUCAGGUACACGAAGAUGAAGACAGCGACCAACAUUUACAUUUUCAAUCUAGCUCUGGCUGAUGCCCUCAUCACCACCACCAUGCCCUUCCAGAGCACGGACUACCUGUUGAACACCUGGCCCUUUGGUGAGGUGGUUUGCAAAGUGUUCAUCUCCAUCGACUACUACAACAUGUUCACCAGUAUCUUCACCCUCACCAUGAUGAGUGUGGAUCGCUACGUGGCUGUGUGCCACCCUGUGAAAGCUCUGGAUUUCCGCACUCCAAUCAAAGCCAAGAUGAUCAACGUGUGCAUCUGGAUCCUGUCCUCGGUUGCGGGGAUACCUGCUUUUAUCCUCGGUGGCACCCAGACCAAGAGUGGAAUAACUGAGUGUGCCUUGCAGUUCCCAGAGCCGUACGUGUACUGGGACACACUGAUGAAGAUCUGUGUGUUUGUCUUUGCCUUCGUGGUGCCUGUGCUCAUCAUCACUGUGUGCUACUCCCUCAUGGUCCUGAGGCUGAAGAGCGUCCGAAUGUUGUCCGGCUCCAGGGAGAAAGAUCGCAACCUGCGGAGGAUCACGCGUCUGGUGGUGGUCGUGGUGGCUGUGUUCGUGGUGUGCUGGACGCCCAUUCACAUUUUCGUCCUGGUUAAGGCGCUGGUGGGCGUACCUGAGACCACCGCCAUCAUGGCUGCCUACUUCUUCUGUGUGGCUCUGGGCUACACUAACAGCAGCCUGAACCCUGUCCUGUAUGCCUUUCUAGAUGAGAACUUUAAACGCUGCUUUAAAGACUUCUGCCUCUCGGCCAAACUGAAGGGGGAGAAGGUGUCGGGGAGCAAGAAGAUUGCAAGCAGCGUGAGGGAGGCCGCUGUUCCGUUGGAGAACACCGAUGGGACUAGAAAGCCGGCAUGACUAGCCGUGGAACUGUCUUCAAUUUCCCACAUCGGAAAAGAAGACUCACAUGACUUUGGCAUAACCCAUGUCACAUCAGCCAUGUAGUUUUGACUUUUUUUUCAUCAUCACUUGGACAUUGACUAGUGCCAAUAUUCAUAUGACAUAACUUCAGAAAGCAAUGGAAGGUUUUACAUGAUAAAUUGUACUCCAUUUUGAUUUGCUUUACCCUCAUGGGAGUUGUUACAUAGAUUGUUCACUUCGGUUGAUUGGGUGAAGUAGGAAAAAAGACCAAAUGUGAUUAAAGAUGGUCAAUACCAUC